Verticillium dahliae VdLs.17 is the source of this 1040-nucleotide messenger RNA. RefSeq lists its product as uncharacterized. The coding region runs from base 28 to 693 and encodes 221 amino acids. The transcript is spliced from 3 exons. The record is from RefSeq and is a predicted model, not a curated record. NCBI's taxonomy places the organism in Eukaryota, Fungi, Ascomycota, Sordariomycetes, Glomerellales, Plectosphaerellaceae.
ACAGUCCCUAAACAAUUGCUCCGCAGUAUGGUGGACAGGACUCACUCGAAAAGAUGGCAUUCUAAGUAUUAUGACAAGGUCGGAUACUCCCUUUCUGCAAGGAACAACAUAGUUCUCAAGCCAGGAUGGCCGACACCUGGACCGGACUACAGGUUGAUCGACCCGGAUACAUGCGACUGGGCUAUGAGAACGCCCGAAAGACUGCGGAUGAGCUCGUUCAAUUGCAAUAAGCCCACGACACAUGGCUACACCGUCGCCAUCAAUGGGCUGCACACAGCGAAGUUAUACGCCCAUCACUCUGGCGCCAGCGGGAGCGACUAUGGAGAUGCGGAUACUAUCUCUAGCCAUACGCUGUGGAUGUACAUGCCUGUCGAACAGGGCGAGUGCCUCAAGGAGAUUUGGGCUAUCAAAACUUCCGCCUCUGGAACAGUAGCAUUGAUGUUCCUCACCAGCCACGAACGAGGCUUCAUCUUCGGGGUGUAUUAUUUUACAUCCCGGCAUCAACUUCAGUCUCACUGCACUUACGCAACAACAAAUGGCUCUGAGCUGCUGGUUGUUCGAGAAUCGCAUUCAUGGCGGACUUUCGAAGCCGUUCUGUCGCUAUCGAGUUUAUUGCGAUCCGACUUUGAAGUCUUCUUCGAUAAAGACAUUGGUCCGGUGACCGGUGACUUGCUCCUGUGGAGUCAUCCCUGAUGUGCUGAUAAGCGUGGUGUGGAGGACGUAGUCUGGGGGAAGAGCCUGACCCGUCGGCUGGUGUCGCUAGAGAUCUGAACCGGCAGUCUGGCGCGUGACACCGGGUAGCAUCGGCGGCCAAGCAAAACACUUGGACUUUUAUGAAUUUUUGAUGAUCUAUUCAUCACGGGCCCUGUCGGCCUCCUGGCGCUAUCGGUCUUGUUCAGACGUGGGCUCGGGGUUGGAUCUUGAGUCACGCCCACUCAUGUGUUGGGUCACGUAGUAGAAUCCAGUUCUUAGCUUAGUGGCUUGUGAUUCUGAUACUCCCCAUCUUUGCAUUUGAGAACCUCAAUUCAAGAACCCCAACA